Strongylus vulgaris is the source of this 615-nucleotide messenger RNA. NCBI's taxonomy places the organism in Eukaryota, Metazoa, Nematoda, Chromadorea, Rhabditida, Strongylidae. The record is from the annotation of a GenBank genome assembly.
AUGGACAAGGGGCAGCUUUACAUCCUUCAUGCCGUUAUCAGCGGAGGAAUCGAGGUGUUACUUCAUCACAGUAUGGCUGGCACAAAAACCUAUCAUAUUAAAACCAUUUAUGUCCCUCUCCUCUAUGCCAUUGCACGCUAUAAGAAUGUAAACACGUAUAAGGACAUAUUUGGACAACUUAGUGGACCGAUACGCGAUGGAAGAUUACGAUUUAUAUUGGACUAUGAAAAGGCUGCAAUCCGAGCUGCAAAAGAAACGUUUCCAAAUGCGGACGUGCAAGGAUGUGCUUUCCAUCAAGCACGGAACCGCAAAACUGGAGGUUUAGGGCUUAGGCAGUUCAUUAAGGAACCGAAGAAGAUUGGGGCAGUUAUGAUUUGAAAGCUUCGUAGCAUAUUGUCAAGGCGGAUCAAUCCCCCCUUUGAAGAGCUUCUGGAAUGCUUCCGGGAGCAGCACACAUUAGCCUUGGCCAAAGUGCUACACGCGAAUGAGAAUAAUGCUGUCGCCAAACACCUGCGGAGAAGGGAUAGGCUCAGGCGGUAUAAAAUUAACGCUACAAUGGAAGAGUUCAGAAUGGCUCCAGAGGAACGAUAUUGUUGCAGCGGCAACAAUUAUUAG